This is a messenger RNA of Pomacea canaliculata, 1980 nucleotides long. RefSeq names its product hemK methyltransferase family member 1-like. Gene Ontology annotation, biological process: protein methylation. Bases 589 to 1320 code for a protein of 243 amino acids. Gene Ontology annotation, cellular component: mitochondrion. The transcript has 9 exons. The record is from RefSeq and is a predicted model, not a curated record. NCBI's taxonomy places the organism in Eukaryota, Metazoa, Mollusca, Gastropoda, Architaenioglossa, Ampullariidae. Gene Ontology annotation, molecular function: nucleic acid binding; protein methyltransferase activity.
UCGAGACUUCUACUUCCGGUUACAGCAGACAGCACACGGCAUGCUUGUCACCUUUCGUCUCUAAUAACGCUUUCAGUUCCCCCUUGAAUCAAUCACAACGCGACAGAAUUUCACAUCCAUGUAAUCUGGAAUAACCAAUUUAGACAGCGGUACUGCGAUUAUAUUCAGCUUGACAGAUAGGAAUGGCGACUCCGCUGAAAACAUUGCGAUAUGCUUCGUGUUUGAUGAAGUGCAUGAAAAGUACCAGGCGAACGUUUUAUGGUUGUACAGAGGUCCACUCUCAGGGGAGAAAGUAUGCAAUGACUUUGUGUCUGCUCCGUGAGAAUAUGUUCUGUGUUAUGCAUCCUGUAUUUUUUAGGAAUCUUUCCAUACGUGCUUGUGAGCAUUAUCAUCCAGGACAGAGGGCGAGGGUUAGGACUGUAGGAGACAUUUGUAGAAACUGGGCACAGAUUUUAAAAAAAAGUGGAGUGCCAGAACCUAGAGCCAGUGUGGAGUAUUUGGUAGCAUUCGUCGUUCGGGGAAAAAACGCUGUACAAUGUACCAAAAACAAGAAAGUUAACAAGCCAGCAAGUACAGCAAGUCAAUGAGAUGUGCAAAAAAAGACUCCAACAUAUGCCAGUGCAGUACAUCCUGGGAGAGUGGGAUUUCAGAGACCUGGUUCUCGUUCUUCGGCCUCCUGUCUUCAUUCCUACUCCUGAGACAGAGGAACUUGUAGGACAUGCAGCAGACAGCAUUGAAAAGAAAAACCUGCAGAAAGGAAGGUUCCUGGAAGUUGGUUGUGGUUCAGGAGCAAUAACUCUGUCAUUGCUGCAAAAGUUUCCUCAGAUGAGAGCUGUGUGUCUCGACAUUUCGAGUGAUGCCUGUCACCUGACUCAAGAAAAUGCAGAGCGCCUUAGCUUAGCAGACAGAUUGGAAGUGUAUCAAGCUGAUGUAUGCUUGGACAAAGAUUUGCAUGAACUUAAACAACAAGACAGAUUUGAUUUUAUUGUUAGCAACCCCCCUUAUAUUUCCAGUGAAGAAAUUCCUGGCCUGGAGAAGCAGAUAAUAGAAUAUGAGGAUCUUCGUGCACUUGAUGGCGGACCAGAUGGCCUCAGGGUUGUGAAAUCUAUCCUCAGUCUUUCUUCUACUCUUCUGAGGCCAUUUGGUGAGGUGUGGCUAGAGGUGGAUGUUUCUCAGCCUGUUUUAAUCCAGCAGUAUGUACAAGAGAAAACAAAUUUGGGGCUUACCUAUGUGGCUACCUUUCAGGAUUAUUUGGGCAGCAAUCGUUUCUGCCUCAUGAGACAAGCUAGACAAGAGGACAAAGAAGGCAGUGCAUUCUAGUCAUUGCCACAAUGCACUUCAGCAUGGAAAUGUAUCUGUCCACAAAAGUUUGAUGCUGUCAUCCCUCAGCAAAAUAAAAGAUAGCAUCAUGUGCAGAGUGAAUGCUUUCACGGUCAUUUUAUGUUAUUCUCUUGGUAAUAUCAGAAAUGGCAGCAAUUUUGAUGUUUGCUGCCAUUAUGAGAAAAUUGUUUAGAAAACAUGCAAUUUGAUCCUUCCAAGUUUUCUCCUUUGUCCAGUUAGAAUGGUGUGACACAGCUGCUGUAAAAUGUGAAGUACGGUUACUGCUGGGUGCACCAAGUUUAUGGUGUUUGAGAAUGUAGCUGUGGCAUAGUUUUACCAAGGUUUGAAUGGAAGUGGUUUGUGAGGGUGGUCUCACCUUAGUAAAGGAACUGCUGUGAGAGGAUGGGGGAGUUGGUGAUUCAGCAUCAACUAAGGCUAUAUCUGCCAAACAUAAAGGAAAGGAAACCUCCAGUGGGUCUGAGACAAGAUCUGACCCAAGGACAGCCAAGCCUCAGUGUAUUGACGAGAGGCGUUAACGGUUAUGCACUGAGCUGCCCUGAGAGGAUAUCACAAUACUUAAAAUGUGCACGGACAAUAAAAUUUGUUAGGAAAUAUGACAGCCUCGUGAAUAAAUAGAACAUGUUGAAUGGUACAGAUGCA